AUGGGAGCCCUCGAAUCAUGCAAAUACUCCGUCCGAGCCCUCAAAGAAUAUAGCCGGCAGGCAUCGAGUUCGCAGCCCCAAACGACGGUAACAACCGUGCCGCUGUUGUUUACUGAAGCUGACCUGCGGGGAAUGCACAUGCCUCACAAUGAUUGCCUCGUUGUCGAACUCCAGCUCAGAGAUGUCAAAGUAAGCAGAAUAUUAAUCGACACAGGGAGCUCGGUAAACGUCAUAUUCAAAGAAACAUUAAAGAAUAUGGAUUUUCCGGACUCCGAGAUCAAGCCUUACAUGGAAUCAUUGACCGGGUUCACCGGAGAGAAAACAAGAACAGUAGGAACAGUGAAGAUACCCAUCUAUGUCGGUGGGUCGGCCCGAAUGAUCAAGUUUUUGGUCCUCAACAAACCGGCGAUAUAUAAUGCAAUUUUGGGAACGCCCUGGCUAUUCGACAUGAGGGCCGUCGCUUCAACGUUCCAUCAGUGCGUCAAAUUCCCGACCCCGUCAGGGAUUUUCACCCUCAAAGGAAGCCAGACCGCGUCCCGAUUAUGCCAUCUCACCGAAUGCAAACUAAGUCUCGCACGGACGUGCGUCAUAAGCCCCUUUCAGGAAGGUCGUGCGGCCGCAGAGAGCCAGUUCGGUCCACCCAAACAGAACCAAGUUGACCAAGUCUGCAUCGAUCAGACAAAUCCAGAAAAGUGUGUCGGCAUAGGGGCCGAGCUCGACAACAGUAUCCGGGAAGCACUCAUCAGUUUCCUCCAGAAGAACGUCUUCACAUUCGCAUGGAAUAUCAGCGACAUGCCCGGAAUCAAUCCCGACAUCACUUGCCACGAGCUAAACAUCGACCCCACAUACAAACCUAUCAAACAGAAGAGACGCAAGCUCGGACCCGAGAAGGCGCGAGCAGUAAACGAUGAGGUCGAAAAAUUGCUCAAAGCCGGUUCGAUCACGGAGGUUCGAUAUCCGGACUGGCUAGCAAACCCGGUAGUCGUGAAGAAAAAGAAUGGAAAGUGGAGGAUCUGCGUCGACUUUACCGACCUGAACAAAGCUUGUCCCAAAGAUAGCUUCCCACUACCACACAUUGAUCGGUUGGUAGAGGCAACUGCUGGCAACGAACUGUUAUCCUUUAUGGAUGCCUUCUCGGGGUAUAACCAAAUCCUGAUGCAUCCGGAUGAUCGGGAAAAGACUUUGUUCAUUACCGAUCGAGGAAUCUACUGCUAUAAGGUCAUGCCGUUCGGCCUCAAGAAUGCGGGAGCCACCUACCUUCUCCGACUUCUAAACGGGAAGUGCAAAAACUCACAGGCCGAAUCGCCGCACUGA
Messenger RNA from Eutrema salsugineum, 1314 nucleotides. RefSeq lists its product as uncharacterized. The record is from RefSeq and is a predicted model, not a curated record. The coding region runs from base 1 to 1314 and encodes 437 amino acids. The transcript has a single exon. Lineage: Eukaryota; Viridiplantae; Streptophyta; Magnoliopsida; Brassicales; Brassicaceae.